CACGACUCGGAAGUGAAACGGCGAGUCGAUACAAACACAACAAGACUCCGCCAUGGCAACAACCGGAGCUAACGUCCUGCUUUUAUCGCUUUUUAUUAGUAGCCUGGUUUCGGCGGACGACGUCAAGUUAAAGUACAAAGCCGCCACCAAGCCGGUGAGGUUAUUCACCGAGGAGGAGCUGAAGAGGCACGACGGCAGCCAGGCGGGAGAGUCCAUACUGAUGGCGGUCAAAGGGGUGGUGUUCGACGUCACCAAGGGGAAAGAGUUUUACGGCAAAGACGCUGCAUACAACAUCUUAGUCGGCAAAGACUCCACCCGAGCCGUGGCCAAGAUGUCCCUCAGCCCUGAAGACCUGACGUCAGAUAUUACCGGCCUCACAAAGCAGCAGCUGGACUCCCUGGACAGCGUCUUUGAGGACACCUACAAAGCCAAGUAUCCAAUCGUCGGCUACACGGCGGCGCGCAUCCUCAACGAGGACGGAAGCCCCAACGAGGACUUUAAACCCGAAGACCAGCCUCACUUUAAGAUCAAAGACGAGUUUUGAAUCCAUUUUUAAAACUCUUGUACACCUUUAUCGAGUAGACCAGCUCUUCGCUUUAAUCCUCAUUUAUGGACUAGUCAGUUUUUAGAGACAGAAUUAAAUUUGGACUCAGGUCUGAGGAGAGACAUGGCCACUGUACUCUCUGGACAGUCCUGCACCACGCUCUGCCCCCAGAUUGUAGUCCUCCUUCUUUAUUUGCCUUCCCCCCCCCUGCUCACAGCUGCCUCCUGAAGGUAGUGGGUCGUAAACAGCGUUGCCUUCGGUUACCGAACAGUUCGUAGAGAUUUCGUCAAAUAGUUCAAAAAGUGUCCCAUAAAAUAGUUCAAAAAGAGUCCCAUAAAAUAGUUCAAAAAGAGUUUGUAAAAUACUUCAAAAAGAGUUCCUUUGGAAGUUGGGCAGAUCCUUGCCAACUUCCUGUUGAUUUUUGCUGAAAGAUGGAAAUUAAUGAAAUGUAGGUCUAAGUGAGACCUACAUAGAGGUUUUUGUUUCAUGUCUCUACGACAUUCCUAACGGAAGUUACAAGCAGUUUUGUCUGUGUUUUUUUCCUAGGGGCAGUUUUUUCUGUGUUUUAUUCCUAGGGGGCGCUAGAGCGCAAUUUUGGAAUUUUCGCCAUUCCUGAUGUGUGUGUCAAAUUUGGUGAGUUUUGAAGCAUGUUAAGGGGGUCAAAGUACAGCUCAAAGAGGCGGUGGAAUAAUAAUAAUAAUUAAAGCUGCAAGCAGCAUUGGUCGGGCCCGCCUUUGGCCGCUGCCAAGCCCUGGUCUAAGUCAGACCUACAUAGAGGUCUUUGUUUCAUGUCUCUACGACAUUCCUAACAGAAGUUACAAGCAAUUUUGUCUGGGUUUUUUUAUAGGGGGCACUGAAGCGCAAUUUUGAGUUUUGAGGUUUGUUUUUUUAUUAGAUGGCAAUUUUCGCCAGUCCUGAUGUGUGUGUCAAAUUUGGUGAGUUUUGAAGCAUGUUAAGGGGGUCAAAUUACAGAUCAGCGUUUCUGGAUGUUGUUGAUAAAUGGCUUUCGCUUUGCAUAGUAGAGCUUUAACUUGCACUUUGAAGCAUUUUAAGGGGGUCAAAUUACAGUUUAAAGAGGCAAAAAUGAAAUUUUUUAGGAAACUUUGCGCAGGGGUUCUUUGAAGGCGCGUAAAAUCCAAACCGGAGCAGUAAUCAAAACUUUGUUGGAUAGUUUUAAUCAAAAGGGUUCAAUCUCUCUCCUGUGCGAGUUUGAAGCCGAAACGACAAACGCACCCGGAGGAGUUUUCGCUUGAAAAAGGUGACAGGUUUUUACAAAACUUUUAUUUUGUGGUUGUAAUUUUUAACUUCCUGUUGAUUUUUGCCGAAGGAUGUCAAUUAUCUAAAUGUAGGUCUAAGUGAGUCCUACAUAGAAGUUUUUGUUUCAUGUCUUUCUGGCAUUCCUACUGGAAGUUACAAGCAAUUUUGUUUGUGUUUUCUUCCUAGGAGCAGUUUUUGCUGUGUUUUAUUCAAAAAUUGCGCUAGAGCGAAAUUUUGAGUAUUGGGAUUUGUUUUUUUCAUUAGAUCGCAAUUCUUGCCAGUCCUGAUGUGUGUGCCAAGUUUGGUGAGUUUUGAAGCAUUUUAAGGGGGUCAAAUUUCAGCUCAAAGAGGCAAAAAAUAGUAUUUUUUGCGAAAAUUUAGCUUUGAAGGGGUUUUUUCAAAAUUUUUGUUGAUUUUUGCCCUAGAAGGUAAAAUUAUGAAAUUUAGGUCUAGGUUAGACCUACGUGACAGUUUUUGUUUCAUGUCUGUACGACAUUCCUAACGGAAGUUACAAGCAGUCUGUUUUUCUUUCCUUCCUAGGGGGCGCUAGCGCGCGAUUUUGAUUUUUCUGGUUUGGCUGCCUAAUAAGUGGCAAAGGACUCUUUGCCAUGGGCCUGCGGACCCUAAUAAAACCUUAGAAAUGCAAUAGGGUCCUCUGUCCCAAAGGGACAUCGGUCCCUAAUUACAAUUAAUAAUGUUCAGGCUUAAGAGGGCAAAAGAGUGGCAAUCACAUUGGGACACGAGUACAACAGUAGGACACUUGCAUGCAAUACAGAACACAGUAGGAGUGGGAAGAACUGUAAGGGAGAGCAUUCAAGAAGGAACCCCAGACUUAGGACAUUGCACCUUAUCAAUAAGGACGUUGGAAGACAUGGACAGAAGAAGGUUACUCUCACUAAGCGGGAACCAGAACAUUUUAGUGAAGUUUCUAGACGAGGCGGGUUUAUGGAAUAGAAUUCAGUAUGAAAAGGUGUAUGUACACUGAAUAAAAAAUAUAAACACUU
Nerophis ophidion (straightnose pipefish) is the source of this 2805-nucleotide messenger RNA. It is a transcript of the gene nenf, whose product is annotated as neudesin neurotrophic factor. The record is from RefSeq and is a predicted model, not a curated record. Gene Ontology annotation, cellular component: endomembrane system; membrane. The coding region runs from base 53 to 544 and encodes 163 amino acids. The transcript has 4 exons. NCBI's taxonomy places the organism in Eukaryota, Metazoa, Chordata, Actinopteri, Syngnathiformes, Syngnathidae.